CACAUCCCCAUCCACUUGAAACAAACAGAAAAAGGCUUUAGCUUCCUUGCUUGUGCUCCCAUUAUCAUCCCCUUGUACAACCAAAUCUCCUUUGGACCUUGCUUGACUCUAAAAAAGAACAACUACGGCUUGCUACUGCAACAUCUAUAUAUUCACACUACCCACCACACAUAUCAUACCUCUCUUCCUCCUCUCUCUCAUCAUGUCUGCCAGACCUUCAAGCCACCACUUUGGAUCAAACAGCUCAACAUCAUCAUCUCGCUCAUCAUCAUCGUCCUCUUCCGACUCGGGUUACAGACACAGCAUGGACGCAAUUGCUCUCCCCAUCGCCUCGGUCGAGGUUGUUCGCUGCAUGCGAUGCGCUCGCUCCGUCGAGACCACAUCUACCGACGACGUCAGCACAAUGGGCAUGGUCCGCAUCGCCCAUAACCUCUACUACUGCGAACGUUGCGCAAAGAUGGUCGGCUACAAAUAAAUGAAUAGCGUCGACCCGUGGCAGCAAAAGGCUUGAAAACGAGUUUCGAAAACAAACAGCACACGAUUAGUUUACCUUCGGACACUGGCUUCCAGCUUCUUUAUUUUCUUCUUUCUUGGUGGAGGGAAACAAAUCAUCAACCAUCAACACACAGCAUUAUUGCGACAAAUCAUCUCUUGGACGUCAAGGCAAAGGAUGGAUGGACUACGGCCUCAACACUGCCGCAUCAACGACAUCCCGCCCGCACCCUCCGUCAUGGAACUUGAGCAGUCUUCUAUGGUUGCUCAAGCCCAAGAGAACACAGCCUAUUUAUCGCCGCCAAAGCAGAUGUAUACACGAUCACAACCUGCACCUGGACGAUAAAAACAUCAGGCAUACUCUUUGACGCAAAACCCUCCCCCUCCCACGAUACCAAUCAACAGCCACGACCCCUCCCAUUCCUCGUCACGAUUGCGAGACCGUUUAGGAACCCUAAAAAGGGAACUCUGUCCAAGGGCUCAGGGCAUUUGAGUGAUUGGGCGCGGCGUGUCCGGGAUCAACAACGGGACCCCCGUCAGCUCCCGGAUCAGCACAGCCUACCAGCUUUCUUGGCUGGUGCUGGUGCAGAUUUGGAGCACAUCACACCCAGAUCAGAUCAGAUCAACACAACACCCUUAAGAAAAUGGGAGCGAGCACAUCACUGCCUCUUGUGAAACACCACUGGAAAGCUUGGUUCGCUUCUUAUUUCUUUUGUCUUUCUUCUUUUAUGACCACACUUUUUAUUCUUCAUCAUCAUUCUUAACGACUUUGAUGUCAUCAUCAUCAUCAUGUAUAUGGAGUUUUCUUUGGGAUGGGAAUUGUAACAUUUCUUAUUAUAUACCUAGGGAUACCCUCUGUUUUUUGUAUCUGGCGGGCGCAUUACUUGGAAAGAAAGGGUUUUUGUUGUAUCAUCAUCAAUAUGUAUGUAUCGUCGUGGAAUUGAGAACACGCAGAGAGACCAUGGCCUGGUGCCUGGCAAAUGCCGAUUGGACAGUUU
Fusarium graminearum PH-1 is the source of this 1490-nucleotide messenger RNA. RefSeq lists its product as uncharacterized. The record is from RefSeq and is a predicted model, not a curated record. The transcript has a single exon. The coding region runs from base 203 to 475 and encodes 90 amino acids. Lineage: Eukaryota; Fungi; Ascomycota; Sordariomycetes; Hypocreales; Nectriaceae.